CCUAAAGAUCACUCAACAGCUGUACCUUUGAUCUGAAAAGGGAGAAGUCUUUGUUAACCAGUUUUUCAACCUGUUUACUCAGUAAACGUAGUUAGUAUUUGUGAGCCAUAAAUAUCAUGGCCUUUUUAUUGAGCACAAACUCUGGCAAUGGAGCUUUAUCAGGCAUUGGUACAGUCACCAUUUGGUAGAUGUGUCCAGAAAAAGAGCAGGCUUUUGAAUCAGAUAAUGUUGACCAGUUUCAGGCUAGAUUAGAAUUAGAAUAUCUAUUUAGAUUGAUUUUUUUUUUGACAUGUGAGGCAGGACACAGGAGUGGGGAAUGCUCAUAUAAAUUUUGGAUGGCACUCUAAAGUGCAAGUAUUUAGUGGGAUGAACUUACCCCUAUCCUGAAGAGUGAAAAUUGUUUAUAACUAGCAUAGCAAGAGGUAAUGCCAAGAAUCUGAUGCAACAGUAUGGGAAAACACUAAAGUACUAAAUAGUACAAUUGUAUACUCAUGUUUAGAUGCAAGUGAAUUUUCUGCUCCUAUAGAGAGUUUAUGAAAAUAGAGCACCAGAAAAUAAUGUGGAACUUAGAAAGAAGUCACACUUAGAUCAACACAACUGGAGGGGAAGGGGAGGGGGAAAGGAACAGCGGAGAAUGAGAUAAGGCUGGAGGAAAUUAUGUUUUAAGAGAUGAUUAUCCUUUAAAAGAUUCUCUUGUGCCCUAUGAAUCCUGAAACUUGGAGACCAAAGUUGAGUUGAUCUAUGUGGUUUUUCCCCUGCCCUAGCUCUAAAAUGCUUCGAGUUUGAAGACACAGGCAUACUUUAUACCAUACAAAAUUAAAAGCAUAUGUUUAAUGUCAAACAUGCCUCUUCUUUUGUGUACUGGAACACUAUGAUAUUGUAGCCAUCAGGCAGAACUUUUUACUGGACUUAAAAAAACCCCAGUUAUUAUUUUUUCAGUUUGGCAAGAGAUAUAAUUGCCUCUUCAGUAGUUUUUUGGUUAGAGCAGUCAUUCUCAGAUUUCUUUAACUGAUAGGCUUUUAGGAGCUCAUAGUGUGGUAAUACCUAUUACCUAUAAACUUUGCUCCUACUUGCCACUUUAAAAAAGCAUUUACUAGAAUUAAUGGAGAAAGUUACGCAGCUUCAGAUGAGAAAACUAGUGAGAAGAGUAACAUAAGUCAAUUACAUAUGCUAGUAACAAAGAUGAUCUGUUAUAAAUAGUAUUACAAGAAGCUGCUUGGCAGACCAGCUGACAUGCUUUCCUGCCUUUUAGGUUGUAACUAUGGGAAAGUUUUGAGAGAAAGGAUCUUUAAAACUAAAAGUGUUCAAUUUUUUUUUUAUCAAGACUGUUUUUCUUUUGAAUCUAGUCACCAGUUUAAACUCCCCCCACACACACAUACACAUCCCUACUACUGUCAGCCUGCGUCUCCUAUUCUCCCUUUUUACUAACUUUAACAUUAUAUAAAAAUAAACUGAUCUUUUUUUCUUGAUAUGCAAAUAUACUUGUCGAUUGUCCCUUCUUGAUAGCACAUCUGGCAUGAAUAUAUGUGGUUAUAGAAUUAAUGGAAAUCCUCAGGGAUUAUACAGUGAAAUAUUUUGAUAAUUAGUAUUUCCUUUUAGUUAUGAUUUGAAAGAAAAGGAAAGGGUUAUUGUGGGGCAGGGAGUGAGAUGGAAAUUUGGAUGAAAACAUGUGCCUGUUGUGCUUACUGGAGAUACUUUAGGCAAUUUAAAAAAUCUAUUCCAUUACAAUAAAAAUUCAUCACAAGGAAGGCAUUUUAUAUUAAAGAUUUUCAAGCCCACUUAUUUAAAACAAAACAACCAAAUUCUAUCACAAAAGAAUUGAGAGUUUGUAGCAAGACACUUUUGAUAUCUACUGUCUAUGGUGCAUUGAUUGCUUUUUUGUAAAGCAGUCUUUCUUUUAGUACUGGUACAAGUACCAAAGAGGCACCACCACUCAGCUAAGCAAAUGGGAGAGGGAAAAGGUAAUGGGGAGGUGCUCCAAACUAAAGGUUAAGAAAUUUCACAACUCAGAGCAGCUCUCGUUUUGUUUGUUCAUCUGUUCACUCACCUAAAAGCCAAGGUCCUACCGCCACUACCACUCCUUCCUAGGUACGAGACACGUUUCAGCUUGGAAAAGGGAGGGGCCAGUCAUUCUGUAGUUCCCAUCCAAACAGAGUAAGUGGGUGUGCUUAGUGAUUAUGACCUUAACUUGACUCUGUUAAGACCUUUGGAAGGUGUUAUGCUAAGGCAGCAAAACACGUGAUUGCCUAGUUCUUAAACUCAGGCCUCUUCCAUCAUGAAAAAAUAUGGCUAUGACAUGGUUCCACAGUAGACAGUCUGGGAUUAAGUUACUGCUAUUGCUUGUAGUCAUCCAACUACUUGUCACCUGCCCAAAGAGAUGGUGACUACCAAUUUUCUUCCCUUAAUCACUAAGGGAGAUGCCCUUGGGAAUUUGGUCCAGAAAAGAUGACUUUAAGUGAGGGCUCAAGGAAAAUUUAUCUAACAGCUUCUUUGAUUAUGUACAAAACACUUCAAAAUCAUUCCUCUUUAGUGAUGGAAAAGGGGAUUUUUCACUAAAUGAUGUUGCAUAUCCACAGAGCUUUUAUUUCCAUCAACAUUUUUUUUUCUGUCAACAUUUCUUAAGAAAAUUUUCUAUUUUGCUACAGAAGGAGGAAGCACUUUUUCUCUGACCUACACCCAACUGGUUUUAUUAUCCUGGUGGGAGUUGAGGGGGAAAGGAAACGGAUAAUAUUGGAAAGUGACCAAAGUGUAAAAAAAAAAAAAAGGCAUCAAAAACUUUAGAUAAUAAAUUUUGAGGGGGGGAAUGGAUAACUUGUUGAAGAAACUGAUCUGGAACUGAGGCUACUAUUGCAUUAUAAUCUCAUUCCUUUGAUCCUUGCAAUUCUUCAGCCACAGAAGGAUAGGAAAAUCAAAGUGCUUUAAGAGAUGUCAGGAAAGUGUACAUUUCACCUCCACCAUUAGAAGCCUCUGUACUCUUUGUGUAUGGUGGCAAUUUAGGUUGGGCUUUUUCCCUGUGAAGCCUUGGACAUCACGAAGUGAGGAAAUGAGAGCGAUUGCCUUUCAGUCAUACAUCAUUGGGAGUAUUUAGAUAUUCUAUAACUGGCUCAAUUUUCAUGGAUGGAAUGGAUCAAUUUCCAGAUUAUCCCAUGCCUCACUAAUGCCUUUCUUGUGUACAAUCACUUACCAAGGCAUAUAGGUUUGCAGUUUGCUUGUCUACAGUUAGAUUAUUUUCCUCCUGGAUUAGGUUAUCUGUUCCCCUCCAUAAAGUUGAGUUGAUAAUUGAUAAAGAUUUUUAAAACCUUUUGCAUUUUUAAUCUACCCUUAUCUCCAUCCUUACAUACAUGACACGACAUCAGGUAUUUAUUGUUGCCUUUUACAUUAGGAAGAAACUCUGACAAUCGUAGGCAUUACUUUAAGUGUAAAAUAAAAACUAAGAAUAAGGAGUUAAGUGUCACGCCCUGCCUGGGGCCCUCACCCUGGAAUGAGUAACUUGCUGACCCCGCCCCGAGUUGGUCCAGCCUCAGUGUUGUUGCCCGGGGCAGCAUGUGGUUGGGACCCAGCCCACGCUGGCAUCCGGACUCAGUGUCCUCGCCACCAGCUCGCCAUGUCCACCUCCACUAGCUGCCCCAUUCCCGGGGGCCGGGACCGGCUGCCUGACUGCUGCAGCACCACGCCCGGGGGCACGCUGUUCGCCACCACCCCGGGAGGAACUAGAAUCAUCUAUGAUCAAAAAUUCCUGCUGGAAUGUAAGAACUCACCCGUUAACCGGACACCACCUUGCUACCUCCCCCAGAUCCCUGGGGUCACUGCCCCACCACAGGCCCCACUGGCCAAACUGGAGGAAUUAAAGAAGCAGAAACUGAAGAGAUCCCAGAUGAGGCAGUUUGAAAUGGACAUCUGACCUGGAGUAUUUGACCUUGUUAACACAAGAAUUCUGCCCCAGCUCCUGUGUGCUACUGCCAGAUGGCUCUUACUGCAACAACCAGGGCCUCAACUUCCCCAGGCAUGAGAAAGGCUUAUUUCUAGUGGCUCCUUCAGUUCUCAGAAGUGACUGGGCCCAAGGUGAUGGGGGAGGGAAAGUUGGGAUUUGGGGUGUGGGUAGAAGGUGCUAUUCUACAAAUGGAGGCCAUGUGGAUUUGGAAGUUACUUGCUGAGCCCUUAAUACCCAUUUUUUCCUACUGGGUUGUGGAACUGGAUGCUGUACCCUGUCAAUGCUUAAUAAACACAGUGAAAGACAUCCCCUGGAUCACAUUUCUAUUUUCUCCACCUUACCCGAAUUCCUCCCUUUUGAGGGGGAAAAAGGUACUGCUGUACCACCCCUGGUCAUCCUGAAGCUAGAAUGAGGAAUUCAUGCCCCAUAGAACUCUGCUUCUAAGAUUGGGCCCUGUUCCAGCUGCAGUCAGAUCCAGCCUAGGGUGGGGAGCAAGGGCCAGCAGGAACUGUACUGUAAACAGCAACAGCGUGGCACCUGCCAAGGGUUGUUCCCCGUUCCAGGAAACAGCCUUCCAGGAUCUGAGCCUUUGCUGUAACUCUGUUCCAGUCCCUACCUGCUAUUUUAAUAUGGGACAUCAUCCCUUAGGAAGAGGUCAUUUGAGGCUCCCCUUCUCCGUUUGGUAUUGUUAUCACAGAAUGUUAGUAAUGGAAGGGACCUUACAAGGAUCAUCUGUCAACCUCUUAUUCCGAAAAUGAGGAAAGUGAGAUGUAUUUAGAGGAAAUUAUUUAGCCAAGGUCACACAGUAAAUAGCAGAGUAGGGGAUUCAAACCUGAGACUUCUGAAAACUAAGGGAAGUAUUUUCCUUUCUUCAGCAACCAGGAAGGCAUCUUUCUGGAUUCCUUCCCACCACCUGCCAUUUGAUACCAAGAUUCAGUAAACUCUUUUCUACUCUGAUUACUCAGUACUACUCAGUGCCCUGAUUUCUCUUAACACCUGGUCCAGCAGGCUGCUUAGCCAAGGCAGAACCCCUUUAGGUCUUUAUUUUACAUUUCUACUUUUGGUCAACUGGAGCAAAGGUGGCAAUGAGGCCUGCAGUCAGUGCCCAGGAAUGCUGGCUACCAGCUAUCUCCCAUGCUACAACCUAAGGAAAUCCUGUGGUGAUAAGCUUCCUGAGUUCCCUUACUCUCCUGGCCCCUGGAGCAGCCCUACCUACGAGCUGCUCGUUUUAGAUAGGUUCAGCUCUACUGCCUUUCCUGGGGGGGUAAGGGUCCAAGCCUCAUUCCUCCUCUUCCAACCAUCUUCAUUCUCUCCAUGCCCAGUCCGAGGAAAGGGACAAGCUUCUGUUUUUUAGCUGGCUCAGCUAUUCAUUUUUAGGUCCUUUUGAUCCUGUCAUUUGAAAAUUCCUAUAGGGCAGGGACUUUGUCAUAUCCAGCCCAGCACAAGUUAAUGUUAAACUAUAUCUGUAAGAGAGAAAAGGAACUAGAGUUAAGAUUUCAAAGAAACCGAAAACCUUUAUGGGUGAGACGUAUACUCCUAGAUAGCCCAAUGCCAAGUGGUUUGGAAAAUAAAAAGCCCCCACUGCCUCACCAAGACAUACCACUGGACAAGAUGUUUUUAUUUAAUUGCAUAUGUCAGAAGCAACCAAUGACCUGCCUACACAGAUUUCCCUCCCCAGAGUCAGGCCAAAGUCCCAGUUAGAGUUGGAGCAGCUUCUCUGCUAAAAGAGAACCUCCCUUCCCUUCUUCCAACUCCCUACCUCCUGCUGGUAUCAAGGAAGCCAGCAAACAUAAGUCCCUGGACCCCAAACCCCACCAGGUUCCAUUCAUAGUUCAAGGUCUAGGACAGUGGGGGAGAUAGGGACUGAUGGGGGAGGAAGAAAA
Phascolarctos cinereus (koala) is the source of this 5814-nucleotide messenger RNA. RefSeq names its product eukaryotic translation initiation factor 4E binding protein 3 (gene EIF4EBP3). NCBI's taxonomy places the organism in Eukaryota, Metazoa, Chordata, Mammalia, Diprotodontia, Phascolarctidae. Gene Ontology annotation, cellular component: cytoplasm. Gene Ontology annotation, biological process: negative regulation of translational initiation. Gene Ontology annotation, molecular function: eukaryotic initiation factor 4E binding. The record is from RefSeq and is a predicted model, not a curated record.